Sitodiplosis mosellana (orange wheat blossom midge) is the source of this 3381-nucleotide messenger RNA. RefSeq lists its product as uncharacterized. The record is from RefSeq and is a predicted model, not a curated record. Lineage: Eukaryota; Metazoa; Arthropoda; Insecta; Diptera; Cecidomyiidae. Bases 127 to 1230 code for a protein of 367 amino acids. The transcript has 2 exons.
UGGGUAAUCAUGACAUGAGAAAAAUAUUGAGCAGCAAUUCGUAUUUGUUCGCAGUCAAUAGAACAUUAUCAACGUGAUCUAAUCCAGAACUUGCUUUAAUUUUUAUUUGAGAUUUGGUAAAUCACAAUGGAAAAAGGUGCAUCAACGUCAGACAAAUCCGAGUCUAAUCGAGCGAAGGAGCAACAAAAUCCAUCGGGACCAACAUCAAUUCCACAAUCUCCAGCUAAAAGACGUAAGGAAGUCACAAACGAAGACGAUGAUUAUGUUGUACAGCAAUCGUCCUCUACUCAUGAGCCACAAUACUUCAUGUUGUUAGAGGAAGUGUAUCAAAGCAACAAGUUGCCAUUGUCACUUGAGCGUCUAUUACACAACUUAUGUCAAAGCAACAUAAAAGCGCCUACUGAGUUCCUGAUAGCUGUCGUCUAUUAUUUAUUCCUUGAAUCCGGAUUUGGUCCCGCAACACUACCAGCUGAACUGAAAUCGAAGAUACAUGUGCACUGGGGCUAUAGUUUUGUCGCACAAAUUCCCGAUUACUCAUGGAAAAUUGCAGCCAACGAGAUCUCGCAACAAUACCACCAGUUGCAACACAAUGCGACUGCAUCAACUGCCGGUCAAACGGAGCAAAUUUAUGAGUUCAAAUUGAAUUUACUGCAACAUUCGAAUGACGACAUGCAAUUGAUCAUCCGGAAAAUCUUCGGUGGAGCUGCUUUGUGCGUUAUAUUCUGUUUGAGCCGACAAGAACACUCUACAAGUGUCAUUUUACCCGUAAGCGAAUUCAUCAGUGCCAAUGAAAUAUCGAAUGUCGACCAUAUUUUACAAAGUCCGCUGAAUUUCUUUCGAAAUGUUCGAAAAUUGAAUGAAACCAUCAAGCAAAAUCUGAUUUCACCAUCACGCAAUGUGGCAAUGUAUGAAAGUGCCUAUCCAAAUGCCGCAUUACAUGGAAUGCCCAAGGAAAUAUUGUGGACACUUUUCAGAUACCUACGAACUGAUUUGCAAACACUGCAACAAGUCUCGAAAACAUGCGUUUACUUGAGGAAUAUGGCAAUUUCAUUUCUGAACGAAUCAAACAUUCAACUGAGACAUCGCCGACCAACACCACUAAUCUACGAUAGAUCAAACCAAAUUGGUCAUCGUUCUCGAUAUCGCAUCUUCCAUGAAAUUCCAGGCGUUGGAUUGUUCCACGGAUAUAAACCGCAUUACUUUUGGAAUCGAUCACAUUUUCGAAUUUAAUUGCAAAAAUACUGAGUUUUCACUCAAAAUCCAGAAAUAUACCAUUUGAUUGAUUCUAUUAAAUUCGAAUGAUAACAUUGAUUUUGUAAGAAUGUGAUUGAGUAAAUAUGAAAGAUUGUAUUGUUUUGGAAAAAAAACAGACAGCUUUUCCCGAGCUUGACCUUUUUAGUAAAUAAAACGAUUAAGCAGAAGUUAUCAGGAACAGAGUUCGCAUUACAAAAUCGAGGAAAAGUGAGAGAAUAUCAUAAUUUAUACAUUAUAGCGGCAUACGAUACACAAUAUGUCAUUAUACAUGUAUGUACUUGUACCAGCUCAAUUUCUCCUUCGAAUACUCUAAAACAUAAACAAAAAAUACUCAAGUCAAUCCAACUCAGUUUGACGUUUUGUAUUUAAAUUUGGAAAUGUGAACAUUCGGAUAGAAAUCCAUCGCUAUCAAAUGAUGAAAUUGGUUUGAUUCACUGGUGCUUGCAAGGUAAUCAUACAAAAAUAUGACUAGAAUGAGAGCGGGUAAGACUUUGAAUGUGCUAAUAUAAUGUGAAUGUGGGAAUAAUCAAAUGAUUGUGUGGCAAUUAACAUUGUUUUUUUUUUCUUGCAGUUCACGAGUGUCUGUUUUGUCCACAAACAUUCGGCAGUGCCGUUGAGAAAGAUGAUCACACUUUGGAGCACUUUGCUCAAGAGACUUGCGCCGACUGCAAUCAAAACUUGAUUUGGUGGCGAUUUGUAUACACUACACAACGCGGUUACUUGUAUCAAAAGAGAAUUGAGAGCGGAGCAACAUUUCGAAUCGUGUUUCAUUGAGCAUCCGCUUGUACUAAAUAAACAACCGGAUGAAUGUAUUGGUAUUCAUUCCUCUAAAAACAGAAGUUGAGACUGAAGGUCUUCCAGGAGAGAAUGGCCUUUCACGUCGAGUGCCAGCAGAUCUACAUUCUUUGCUGAAUGAGUGUCAUCUGGAAUCGAAAAUUUCGCAGUCGAGUUACACAGAACCGAUAGUGAUUAAAGAAGAACGAUAUGACAUUGAAGGAAACCAACCGUUUGACGGUCAGUCAAAUUUUAUCGAAAUACAAGAACCAGGGCCACAUCAAUCAGUGGUUGGAACGAAACAGAAGAAUGAAAUUCUCAAAAAUGAACACUCUAUGACACAGUCCAGUUCAGAUAUCGAUCCGAAAGAGUGCACCGUUUGUGAAAUUGAAACAUAGACAAUCCUAUUUGAGACAUAUGCGACUGCAACAUCCAAUCUGUAUAAAAUUCAAAUCCCAUAUCGACCAAAUGCCGAAGAAAUCCACACCGCAAAAAUGCAGCGAAAGAACAAAUGAGAAAUGCGAUGAAUGUGAUAAUGAAUAUGCUUCAACAAGCACACACAUUUCGGGGCCAUAAAGUUCGCAUGCAUAGUGCAGUAGAAACAAUUUUUUGUCACCGUUGUGCCGCUGUAUUUUCAAGCGUUGAUGAAUUGCAAAUUCAUCAAGAUGAAUGCCGGUUGAAACAUAGACAGUAUCAACAACGGCAACGGAAGCGAAUACAAGAAAACCAGCACCAUAUCCGCAGAACAUUCGAGUGUUAUGUAUGCAAAAAUCGAAUGUACAAAACGAAACGAAAUCUGGAUAUGCACAUGCACAUGCAAUCGAAUCAUCCGACUCAAGAUGAUCACGAUGGAAAGCCAAUGUGCAAUAUUUGUGGUAAAUAUUUGUCGGGGAUUGCAGCACUGAGGUAUCACAUCGCCACACACACACACACACAUACACACAGGCGAAAGGCCGUUUCUUAAGUGUCUAUACGAAGGAUGUGAAAAACUAUUUAGACGCACAGGUAAUCGAGAUGCACAUGUGAGAGCUCAUACGAACCCCAAGCCACACUAUUGUACGAUCGACAAUUGCAAUGAAAGAUUUGUCCGUUCUGAAGGUCUUGAACGGAAUAAACUCGAAAUUCAUGGUAUACCAUUCACAGAAAAAUUUUCAUGUACAAUUGGUAAUGCAAUUUAUCCAACGAAAUAUAUCUAUUGAAAAAACACAUGCGAAAACAUAGCCAUAUAAGAUAAAUUUGUUUCUCGUGUAUUUAUGACUUAUUUGAUUUUGAAACAUGUAAUAGAAAAUAUUGUCUAUCACACACUACAAUGUCAUUUUGGUAAAUAAAAAAUUUAGCUGAUAAAUGGAAAAA